CCACUCCCGGGACUACAGAAUGGAGGCCGGGCUGCUGUGGUUCUGCAACUGGAGCACAUUGGGCGUGUGCGCCGCACUCAAGUUGCCGCAGAUCUACGCGCAGCUAGCCACGCGCAGCGCGCGGGGCAUCAGCCUCCCAAGUUUACUUUUGGAGCUGGUGGGGUUCCUUGUCUUUCUUCGUUACCAAUGUUACUACGAGAACCCGCUGCUCACCUACCUGGAAUACCCCAUUCUCAUUGCACAAGACAUUGUCCUCCUGCUCUUCGUCUUUCAUUUCAAUGGGAACGUGAAGCAAGCCUUGCCCUACAUGGCUGUAUUUGUGUCUUCUUGGUUCAUCCUCAGCCUGCAGAAAUGGGUCAUCGACUUGGCCAUGAACUUAUGCACAGUCAUCAGUGCAGCCAGUAAGUUUGCCCAGCUUCAGUAUUUGUGGAAGGCACAGGACUCAGGAGCUGUGAGUGCACUCACCUGGGGCCUCUCUGCCUACACCUGUGCAACAAGAAUAAUAACAACUUUAAUGACCACCAACGAUUUGACAAUUCUUAUCCGUUUUGUGAUCAUGUUGGCUUUAAAUAUAUGGGUAACAGCAACAGUACUUCACUACCGGAAGCCUGUCACCAAGGCUGAAUGACAGAUGUAUUCUUUCUACACACAGUGGACCUCAAAUGACAGAACCAGGGGAUGCACCAUUGCUUCUCAUUGCUGUAUUUAAAAUCUUUUACUACUCAAUCAUUUCAGAAGCUUUAAAUCAAGUUUGUUAAAUUUGAAAAAUUAGUUGGAUAUGGAAGUGCAAACCUGCAAUGCCAGCACUU
Messenger RNA from Acomys russatus (golden spiny mouse), 809 nucleotides. It is a transcript of the gene Slc66a3, whose product is annotated as solute carrier family 66 member 3. The record is from RefSeq and is a predicted model, not a curated record. The transcript has 7 exons. NCBI's taxonomy places the organism in Eukaryota, Metazoa, Chordata, Mammalia, Rodentia, Muridae. Bases 20 to 628 code for a protein of 202 amino acids.